AUGAAAAUAAAAAAGGCAAAAGUCGUGACAAAGAAAACAAAAAAACCUGUCACAAAGAAAAAGAAACAAUUAAGUAAUAUAACAACAGAUGACUUUUUUAAUCAAAAUUUUGAAGAUGAAAUAAAUGCUAGUGAUAAUAAUGAUCAAGAUAAAGAUAUCCACGAAGAUGAUGCAAGAAGCAGUGACAGUGAUAUAGAUCCAAUAGAGCAUAAGAAAUCUUUAAUGAAAUUAAAGGAUAUAGAUCCAGAGUUUUAUACAUAUUUACAAGAAAAUGAUAAAAAUCUUUUAGAUUUUGAUAUAUCAGAUGAUGAUGAUAUUGAUAAUGAUAAUAAAUCUUCAUUGGAUAAAUUCGAUGCAAGACAUAUACCUGAUCAUCAUUUAGAGGUUGCUAGUGAUGAAAGUGAUUAUGAAAUAGAUCAAGAUAAUGAAGUAAAGGAUAAAAGAAAAGUUACAUUGCAAUUAUUGAAAACAUGGCAAGAAGAAAUUCAGAAAGACAAAUCAUUGAAAACAAUUAAAUGUGCCGUAGAAGCUUUUCAUGCGGCAUUGCAAACUGUAGCUGAAUCUGCUGAUUCAGACUCUCUGCAAUAUAAAGUAGAGGGUGGUGUAGUGUUUAAUGGAGUUUUCCAAUUAUGUAUAUUAUAUUUACCAGACGCAUUUAAACGAUAUUUGAAAUUAAGUUCAGAAUCUCAAAUUCAAAUUCAUAAAGUUAAAAGGUUUGCAAAAGUAAAGACUAUUCUUAAAUCGUAUUUAACAAAUUUAAUUAAGAUUUUACAACAUGUAACGUCACAUAAUAUUCUUACAAUCCUUUUAAAACAUUUACAUCAAAUGUUACCAUACACACAGUCUUUUUCGUCAUUAAUUAAGCCAUUAUUAAAGGUGUUGUUGAAAUUUUGGUCAAGUGGAGAAGAAAAUGUUCAAGUUGUUUCUUUUUUAUGUAUAUUACGUAUUGCAACCAGUAAUCGCGAAUCAGUUUUAGAAACAUUAUUUAAGACAAUGUAUGUCAAAUAUGUUGAAAAUUCUAAAUUUGUGUCUCUUACAACUUUACCUGGAAUUAAUUUUAUGAGACAUUCUUUAGCUGAAAUAUAUUUGUUGGAUAAUAAUUUAGCUUACAAUCAUGCUUUUUUAUAUAUUAGACAGUUAGCUAUUCAUUUAAGAAAUGCCGUGACUUUGAAGAGAAAGGAACAUUUCCAAGCUGUGUAUAAUUGGCAAUAUAUAAAUUCAUUACAUUUUUGGACAGAAUUAAUAAAUUUAUCAAGGAGCGAUUCCAUGUUACAUUCACUUUUAUAUCCUCUUGUACAAAUUACUAUAGGAACAAUUAAACUAAUACCAACUGCACAAUAUUAUCCUCUAAGAUUUCAUUGUUUGCAAAUGUUAACAGAUAUGUCUAAAGAAACUGGAACAUUUAUACCUAUAUUGCCAUUCUUAAUAGAGGUAUUAAAUUCUUAUGAUUUCAAUAAGAAACACAAGGCGGUAUCAAUGAAGCCAAUACCUUUCAUUUGUAUUUUAAGGAUGUCUAAGUCUCAGUUACAGGAAAAUGGUUUUAAAGAUAAUGUUAUUGAUACCAUAUACAAGCUUAUCUUAGAGAAUGCUGCAAAAGAUAGUCAUACAGUAUAUUUUCCAGAUUUAUAUGUACCAUGCAUAAUACAGUUAAAGGCAUUUUUGAAGAAAUGUCAUAUAGCAAACUAUUGUAGAAAAAUGAAACAAUUAUUAGAUAAAAUUGAGGAGAAUAGAAAGUAUAUUGAAAUAGAGCGCAAUAAAACCAUUUUUGAUUUAAAAAAUAUGUCAGAAAUAAAGAAUUGGGAGAACAAGAUAAAAACGCAAGGUACAUCACUAUCGAAGUUCUAUGAGUCAUGGAUAAAAAUUUAUCAGUCACAGAAACUUAAAUUACUUACAAAAAAUGAAGACAUAGCUAAGUAUAAUUUACCAACUAUAAGAAAGUUAAAGAAAGGAAAAUCAGGCAUUGAAGGUAUAGACGAUAGUAGCGAAGAAAGUGACUUUGAUAUGAGAAUAAAAUCCAAUGAGGAAAAACCUGAAAAACGUUCCAAACCAAAGAAGAAAAAACUAAAAGUUAAUGAAGAUAAUAACAAGAUUGAUUUACCAAAAGAAAAUACAGAUAUCGUACAAGACAUCAAUAGUGAUGAUUGGGACUAA
Eufriesea mexicana is the source of this 2151-nucleotide messenger RNA. RefSeq names its product Nucleolar complex protein 2 (gene Noc2). Lineage: Eukaryota; Metazoa; Arthropoda; Insecta; Hymenoptera; Apidae. Gene Ontology annotation, molecular function: transcription corepressor activity; histone binding. Gene Ontology annotation, cellular component: Noc2p-Noc3p complex; nucleoplasm; nucleolus. Gene Ontology annotation, biological process: negative regulation of transcription by RNA polymerase II; ribosomal large subunit biogenesis. The transcript has 11 exons. Bases 1 to 2151 code for a protein of 716 amino acids. The record is from RefSeq and is a predicted model, not a curated record.